Messenger RNA from Musa acuminata subsp. malaccensis (wild Malaysian banana), 2174 nucleotides. Its product is annotated as L-galactono-1,4-lactone dehydrogenase 2, mitochondrial. Lineage: Eukaryota; Viridiplantae; Streptophyta; Magnoliopsida; Zingiberales; Musaceae. Gene Ontology annotation, molecular function: FAD binding; D-arabinono-1,4-lactone oxidase activity; galactonolactone dehydrogenase activity. The record is from RefSeq and is a predicted model, not a curated record. Gene Ontology annotation, cellular component: membrane.
UUAUAUUCCACCCAAAACUGUAAACGGCUCCAAAAAGUUUCGGAAGAAGUUUCGUUUGGAUCUCACUGCACUGCUGCAGGCGCCGGGAUGUUUCGGCGCACCGCCCGCGUGGCGCUCCGCUUUUCUCCCUUCCUUCCCCGCUAUCCCCCUACAACCCUAAACCCCAUCCCUAGCCCUACUUCUCACCUCCUCCGCCCCCUCUCCUCCUCCGCCGACUCCGACGCCGAACUCCGAAAGUAUGCCGGCUACUUUGUCCUACUCGUCGGGUGCGGCGCCGCCACCUACUACUCCUUCCCCUUCUCGGCGGAUGCCAAGCACAAGAAGGCCCAGAUCUUCCGCUACGCCCCUCUUUCCGACGACCUCCACACGGUUUCCAACUGGAGUGGCACCCACGAGGUACACACCCGCGUCUUCCUCCAGCCGGAGACCCUCGCGGACCUUGAGGCCGCUGUUCGAGACGCCCAACAGAACCGCCGCCGGAUCCGUCCCGUCGGCUCCGGGCUCUCUCCCAAUGGGCUUGGCCUCGCCAAGUCCGGCAUGGUGAACCUGGCCCUCAUGGACAAGGUGCUUGAGGUGGACCGCGAGGCGAAGCGGGUGACGGUUCAGGCUGGGAUUAGGGUAUCGCAACUCGUGGAUGCACUCAAGGAGCAUUGCCUUACCCUCCAGAACUUCGCGUCCAUCAGGGAACAGCAGAUCGGAGGAAUCUUACAGGUUGGAGCUCAUGGUACUGGCGCAUGGUUGCCGCCCAUUGAUGAGCAGGUUAUCAGCAUGAAGUUGGUGACCCCCAUGAAGGGAACAAUUGUGGUCUCAAAAGAGAAAAAUCCCGAACUGUUCUUUCUAGCUCGCUGUGGUCUAGGUGGCCUUGGAGUCGUUGCAGAAGUCACCAUUCAAUGUGUAGAUAGACACGAGCUUGUAGAACACACAUUUGUUUCUAAUGCCAGUGAGAUCAGGAAAAAUCACAAGAAGUGGCUAGCUGAGAACAAGCAUAUAAAAUAUUUAUGGAUUCCGUAUACAGAUGCGGUUGUAGUGGUGCGGUGCAAUCCUCUGUCUAAGUGGAAAAAUCCAAAGUUUAAACCAAAAUAUGGGAAGGAUGAAGCAUUGAAACACAUCCGUGAUCUCUACCGUGAUUCACUCAGGAAGUACAGAACUGAUGUUGGUAAUGAUGAACAAGAUAUAAAUCAACUAUCUUUCACAGAAUUGAGAGAUAAACUUCUUGCCCUUGAUCCUCUUAAUAAAGAUCAUGUCAUGAAAGUCAACCAAGCAGAAGCUGAGUACUGGAAGAAGUCUGAAGGAUAUCGUGUAGGAUGGAGUGAUGAAAUACUGGGUUUUGAUUGUGGUGGGCAGCAAUGGGUGUCUGAAACCUGUUUCCCAGCAGGGACCCUUAAAAUGCCUAACAUGAAGGAUUUGGACUACAUAGAAGAAUUAAAGCAGCUCAUAGAGCAGGAGGAUAUACCAGCACCUGCUCCAAUUGAGCAGCGUUGGACUGCUUGCAGCAAGAGCCUCAUGAGCCCAGCCUCAAGCUCAGAAGAAGAUGAUAUAUUUUCAUGGGUUGGCAUCAUCAUGUACCUGCCUACAAUAGAUGCUCGCCAAAGGAAGGAUAUAACAGAGGAGUUUUUCCAUUACAGAUAUUUGACACAAACUAGACUGUGGGAUGAAUAUUCUGCUUAUGAACACUGGGCAAAGAUUGAGGUUCCAAAGGACAAGGAAGAGCUUGCUGCACUCCAAGAAAGAUUAAGGAAGCGUUUUCCUGUUGACACCUAUAACAAAGUACGCGGGGAAUUGGAUCCUAAUAGGAUUCUUUCAAAUGCAGUGCUAGAAAAGCUUUUCCCAUGGAAGGAGACUGCUCGAGUCUCAUGUUAGUUGAACUGGAUUGGCUUGUGUCUGUUGCUUUGCUUUUCUGGACUACAAUUAUAUACUAAGAUAACUGGAAUCUGUUGAGAGAGACGAAUAAUCUGCUGCUCUUAUGGUUUAAUAAUUGCAUCGGAGGCAAGAUUUUGUUCCAUGCCUUUCAUCUUGUCAAUAUAUCUGGGUUGGCCAUUGCAAUUGCCAAAGAAUUUCUCACAUUUCUCUUGGAAAUAAGAAGUGGUUGUUUCUCAGUUCAACAUGAGAUGUUGUAUUUGUUGUGUGUAAUUUUAUUUACUCCCAAGUGUAGUACUUCCUACUUACCAUAGAAA